GUCAUCUUCGUCUCCACACAGAGACACAGCCUCACCCUCCUUCUCCGGCUCACCUCCCCUUUGCCACCAUGGCCUUCUCCAUGGCUACCGCCGCCUCCUCCGCCGCCGCAGCCUCCCUCCGCCGCCUCCCCGCGCCGGCCUCCUCCUCCUGCUCCUCCCGCGGAGGAGUCCGCUUCCCUCCCGCGCUCCUCCUCCGGCCCCGCAGCUGGCGCGUUGUCUCAUCCGUCUCCGCCGCCCUAAGCAAGCUCUCGGAGGCGGCCCCCGUGCCCAUCCCGCAGGAGCCCGCCGAGGCCUUGCCCGGCGAGGACGCGCUGCCCGCCAGGCCAGGGGUCUACGGCGUCUUCGACCCCGCCGGGGACCUGCAGUUCCUCGGGAUCUCCCGCAACGUCCGCGCCAGCGUCGAGGGCCACCGCCGGAAGGUUCCCGCCGACCUCUGCGCCUCCGUCAAGGUUGCGGUGCCAGAGGAGGAGGCACCGGAUAAAAGCGUCCUGACGAACGCCUGGAAAUCAUGGAUGGAAGAGUACAUAGCGGCCACCGGCAAGGCGCCGCCGGGGAACGUCGCGGGCAACCACACCUGGGUCGGUGCUCCUCCGCAGAGGCCCGCCGACUUGCGGCUGACGCCCGGUCGCCACGUCCAGCUAACCGUGCCGCUCGAGCAGCUGAUCGACCGGCUAGUGAAGGAGAACAAGGUGGUGGCCUUCAUCAAAGGGUCGAGGAGCGCUCCGCAGUGCGGGUUCUCGCAGAGGGUGGUGGGCAUCCUGGAGGCGCACGGAGUGGAUUUCGCGUCCGUAGAUAUUCUCGACGAGGAGCACAACCAUGGCUUGAGGGAGACCCUCAAGACCUACAGCAACUGGCCGACCUUCCCACAGGUUUUUGUUGGAGGGGAGCUCGUGGGCGGGUGCGAUAUUAUUUCAUCCAUGGCUGAAAAUGGGGAGCUUGCUGCCUUAUUUCAGAAGUAGCAUUGCUCACCUUGGAGUUCAAGUUGUGUGUGUUGUUCACGUGGUGCAAAAUACAAGCUUAUCUCCUGUUAUUAUCACUUGUCUAUUCUGCAGUAAUACUUAGCUUCUCCUAAGAUAAGGCAGUGCUAUACUGCGAAACUUACUGGUUAUUGUUGAGAGACGCCUUAGCAAAGCUAGAUGGUCCUGUGUAUUUUUGUGGUCAUUUCGGAUCUUGCACAUGAAUAAAACGUGAGAUGUAUGAGCUGCAUAAAGUGUGAAAUUAGUGUGAAGAUAAUUA
Molecule: messenger RNA, 1236 nt
Organism: Brachypodium distachyon (stiff brome)
Lineage: Eukaryota; Viridiplantae; Streptophyta; Magnoliopsida; Poales; Poaceae
Product: monothiol glutaredoxin-S12, chloroplastic
Exons: 2
Coding region: 69-959 (296 amino acids)
Source: RefSeq, a predicted model, not a curated record